GGCAGCAGCUGCAGCAGCAGCAGCUACCUGGACGCAGUUUUCUCCACCUCGGGCAAGUUCCCUGAGACCCAGCGGGUGUCCGGCCGGUGCCCUUCCUGGCCCCCUCCCUCGAAGCAGGUGCUACCCGUGGCCUGGUGCUCUCCCAGCUGCCCACCAUGGCCAGCUGGCUGCCCAGCACCGCCGGGCUGGCCCGGCUCUGCCACAGGCUGAACCGGCUGAAGCCCCUGGAGGAGUCCACCAUGGAGACAUCCUUGAGGCGCUGCCUGUCCACUCUGGACCUCACCCUGCUGGGCGUGGGCGGCAUGGUGGGCUCUGGCCUCUACGUGCUCACGGGCACCGUGGCCAAGGAGAUGGCAGGUCCUGCCGUCCUGGUGUCCUUUGGGGUGGCCGCAGUGGCCUCCUUGCUGGCCGCCCUGUGCUAUGCCGAGUUCGGGGCGCGUGUGCCCCGCACAGGCUCUGCCUACCUGUUCACCUACGUUUCCAUGGGUGAGCUGUGGGCCUUCCUCAUUGGCUGGAAUGUGCUCCUGGAGUAUCUCAUCGGUGGUGCUGCGGUGGCCCGGGCAUGGAGUGGCUACCUGGAUGCCAUCUUUAGCCACCGCCUGCGCAACUUCACCGAGGUCCACGUGGGCGUGUGGCAGGUGCCCUUCCUGGCCCGCUACCCAGACUUCCUGGCCGCUGGCAUUCUGCUCGUAGCCUCUGCCUUUGUCUCCUGCGGAGCCCGUGUCUCUUCCUGGCUCAACCACACCUUCUCAGCCAUCAGCCUGGUUGUCAUCCUCUUCAUCAUCAUCCUGGGAUUCAUCCUGGCCCGCCCACACAACUGGAGCACUGCGGAAGGUGGCUUUGCACCCUUCGGCUUUUCGGGCAUCAUGGCGGGCACCGCCACCUGCUUCUACGCCUUCGUGGGCUUUGAUGUCAUUGCCGCCUCCAGUGAGGAAGCUCGGAACCCUCAGCGGGCUGUGCCUCUGGCCAUUGCCAUCUCCCUGGGCCUGGCAGCAGGGGCCUACAUCCUCGUGUCCACUGUGCUGACCCUCAUGGUGCCCUGGCACAGCCUGGACCCUGAUUCUGCGCUCGCCGAUGCCUUCUACCGGCGGGGCUACAGCUGGGCUGGCUUCAUAGUGGCAGCGGGCUCCAUCUGCGCCAUGAACACCGUCCUGCUCAGCAACCUCUUCUCCCUGCCACGCAUCGUCUAUGCCAUGGCUGCCGAUGGGCUCUUCUUCCAGGUGUUUGCCCAGGUGCACCCCCGGACACAGGUGCCCGUGGUGGGCAUCCUGGUGUUUGGGGUUCUCAUGGCCCUGCUGGCGCUGCUGCUGGACCUAGAGGCACUGGUGCAGUUCCUGUCCAUCGGCACACUCCUGGCCUACACUUUUGUGGCCUCCAGCAUUAUUGUGCUCCGCUUCCAGAAGGCGCCUCCAUCCAGUUCUCCGGGCCUGGCCAGCCCCGGCCCCAUGGCCAAGGAGUACAACUCUUUCUCCGACCACAUCCAGCUGGUAGAUUCGGAGGUGCCUGAGCCCGGGCAGCUCCGGCCAGCUCUGAGGCCCUACCUGAGCUUCCUAGGCGCGUGUGGGCCUGGUGUGGUUGUGGCCUGGGCACUUGGCAUCCUGGUGGCCUCUGCCAUCACCCUGGGCUGUGUCCUGGUCUUCGGCAAGUCCGCUCUGCACCUCCCGUACUGGGCCUACACCCUGCUGCUCCUGCUCAGCGUGGUCGUGUUUGUGUUCAGUCUCCUUGUCCUCGGGGCCCACCAGCAACAGCGUCAAGAGGACACCUUUCAGAUCCCCUUUGUGCCGCUGCUUCCGGCCCUCAGUAUCCUCCUCAACAUCUGCCUCAUGCUGAAGUUGAGCUACCUGACCUGGCUGCGCUUCUCCAUCUGGCUGCUGAUUGGACUCGUGGUCUAUUUUGGCUAUGGCAUCAGGCACAGCAAGGAGAACCAGAGGGAGUGGCCGGGGCUCACUGACUCCCGCUAUGUGGUUUUCCCCGACGGAAGCCUGGACGAGAGCGUGCAAGCCGUGCAGCCGCCCAGUCAGGCGGCAGCCCAGGAGCCCGACAUCGUGGAGCAGCCUCCCUGUCCGUGAGGAUGUCCAGGAGCCCCUCAUCCCUGGCGGCUCAGGUCUGCUCCCCUUUCCCGGUGCGGGAGUCUCAGCACCUUAUGACCUUAGUGCUGGGGCUGGAGCAGUCCCCCCCACACCCCCCAGUGCUGGUGGCAUGGUCUCACUGCUCAGCACCUGGCAAUGGAUGACCAAUUCCAGAAACUUGGACGGGUGGAAAGGGCAUGAGGGGAGAGCCCCCAGUCCCGGAGUUCCACAAUAAUAACCACUUGGCUGGCCCUGCGGUCCGCCUGCUGUG
This is a messenger RNA of Sorex fumeus (smoky shrew), 2340 nucleotides long. It is a transcript of the gene SLC7A4, whose product is annotated as solute carrier family 7 member 4. Bases 156 to 2069 code for a protein of 637 amino acids. Gene Ontology annotation, biological process: transmembrane transport; amino acid transport. Gene Ontology annotation, molecular function: amino acid transmembrane transporter activity. The record is from RefSeq and is a predicted model, not a curated record. NCBI's taxonomy places the organism in Eukaryota, Metazoa, Chordata, Mammalia, Eulipotyphla, Soricidae. Gene Ontology annotation, cellular component: plasma membrane. The transcript has 5 exons.